AUGAAGCGCGCCUACGGUGGCAGCACAGGUGUCUACGCCUUCCAGGCACCUGUUCAGGGCCGCGACUACCGUGGCCCUUGCCCCGGUCUCAACGCCAUGGCCAAUCACAACUACAUCCCUCGCAACGGUAUUGCAACGUACGCUCAGCUCAUUCAGGGCCAGAAAGACAUGUACAAUGUUGCAGAUGACCUUGCCAACUUGCUUGCUACCAUUGCCGUGCCUCUCGACGGUGAUAUCUUGACCCUGCGUCUCUCCAUCGGGGGCUACGCACCAGAGGUUUCUACCCUUGGUGGCGUUCUUGGCCGACCCACUGGUCUCAACACCCACAACACGUUCGAGGGUGACACAUCGUUGACACGUAACGAUUACUUCCUCGGUGGUGGUGACAACUACUCUUUCAACGGCACCUUGUUUGGUCAGAUGGUCGACACCUGCCAGCAGGUUUCUGGAGGACUCUUUGACCGUGCUUGCAUGACUACCUACCGUCGUCAGCGAUAUGAGGCAUCCAAGGCCACCAACCCAAACUUCUACUACGGCCCUCUAGCCCUUCUCCUGUACGGAGCUGCUUCUUUCCUGUACACUCUCAUGCCUGCCGCCAACGGACAGCCUGAUCUUGCAACGAUCUCGUCCUUCUUCGGUGCUUCUCAGCGUGCUGACGGCACCUGGUACUUCAACAACCAGGAGCGUAUUCCUUCCACAACAUGGACACCUCGUACCGUUCCGCUGUCUGGCCAAGACACCACCAACGAGAUUCUUCUCCAGUACACUGGCUCGCAGCCUCUUGCUCUUUUCGGUGGAAACUUUGGAGCUGGCAACUUCCUUGGACUCAACAUUCCCGGCUACUUCUCUGGUGGGCAGCUCGCUGCAACCCCUGGAAACAUUCAGUGCAUCUUGUACAAUGUUCUCAGUGGCUUUGUUCCUACCGGCAUCAACCAGGGUCUCCAAUUGACUGGUGCUGCACUGACCUUUGUCACCAGCAACAUUCUCAAGCUCCCAUCGGGUGGUGGUCUUGCCAACUGUCUGCCUGUCAAGGAGGCCACUUACACUUCCCCAGCUGCCCAGACUGCUUAG
This is a messenger RNA of Protomyces lactucae-debilis, 1071 nucleotides long. RefSeq names its product Chloroperoxidase. The coding region runs from base 1 to 1071 and encodes 356 amino acids. The record is from RefSeq and is a predicted model, not a curated record. Lineage: Eukaryota; Fungi; Ascomycota; Taphrinomycetes; Taphrinales; Protomycetaceae. The transcript has a single exon. Gene Ontology annotation, molecular function: peroxidase activity.